Molecule: messenger RNA, 3594 nt
Organism: Sciurus carolinensis (gray squirrel)
Lineage: Eukaryota; Metazoa; Chordata; Mammalia; Rodentia; Sciuridae
Gene: Lpar1
Product: lysophosphatidic acid receptor 1
Exons: 4
Coding region: 397-1491 (364 amino acids)
Biological process (GO): phospholipase C-activating G protein-coupled receptor signaling pathway; neurogenesis
Cellular component (GO): membrane
Molecular function (GO): lysophosphatidic acid receptor activity
Source: RefSeq, a predicted model, not a curated record
CACCCUAGGUUUGGUAAAUAGCUCCAGUCAGUGGAAAAUUCAGAACCAGAAACACACCUUUCUAGUAACAAAGUCGACCCGGUUCUUUGCAGCCUCCAGUGAAGGGCUGCCCUUGGAGAAACUUUGUGCCUUCUUUAAAGUUUAGAACUGAAUUGAGGCGGGGAGAUCAGCGGGCCUUGCGAUGUCUUCCAGAGCUUUUCGAGUGGGGAGAGAAAAGAGACAAGAUGAAAACGCAGCGUGCAGGGGAGCCCACUGGAGUCCUGCAAGCCUUCUGGCACUGGGGUUCACAGUUUCUUCUAGUAUGACCCUGAUCUGAUCAGUGACCACAAGAAUUGGCUCCUGUGUUUGGCAUUGUAGUGCUGGGGUCUAAUUGCUACCCACCACUGCAGAGCUGUCAUGGCUGCUGCCUCUACUUCCACCCCUCUGAUUUCACAGUCCCAGUUCACAGCCAUGAAUCAACCACAGUGCUUCUACAAUGAGUCUAUCGCCUUCUUCUAUAACCGGAGUGGAAAGUAUCUUGCCACAGAAUGGAACACAGUCAGCAAGCUGGUGAUGGGACUUGGGAUCACAGUUUGUAUCUUCAUCAUGUUGGCCAACUUACUGGUCAUGGUGGCAAUAUAUGUCAACCGCCGCUUCCAUUUUCCUAUUUAUUACUUAAUGGCCAAUUUGGCUGCUGCAGACUUCUUUGCUGGGUUGGCCUACUUCUACCUAAUGUUCAACACAGGCCCCAACACUCGGAGACUGACCGUUAGCACGUGGCUCCUCCGUCAGGGCCUCAUUGACACCAGCUUGACGGCAUCUGUGGCCAACUUACUGGCUAUUGCAAUUGAGAGGCACAUUACAGUUUUCCGCAUGCAGCUCCAUACACGGAUGAGCAACCGGCGGGUGGUGGUGGUCAUUGUGGUCAUCUGGACUAUGGCCAUUGUUAUGGGUGCUAUACCCAGUGUGGGCUGGAACUGCAUCUGUGAUAUUGAAAAUUGUUCCAACAUGGCACCCCUGUACAGUGACUCUUACUUAGUCUUCUGGGCCAUUUUCAAUUUGGUGACCUUUGUGGUAAUGGUGGUUCUCUAUGCUCACAUCUUUGGCUACGUUCGCCAGAGGACUAUGAGAAUGUCUCGGCACAGUUCUGGACCCCGUCGGAAUCGGGAUACCAUGAUGAGUCUUCUGAAGACUGUGGUCAUUGUGCUUGGUGCCUUUAUCAUCUGCUGGACUCCUGGACUGGUCUUGCUCCUGCUAGAUGUGUGUUGUCCACAGUGCGACGUUCUGGCUUAUGAGAAAUUUUUCCUCCUCCUUGCUGAAUUCAACUCUGCCAUGAACCCCAUCAUCUACUCCUACCGGGACAAGGAGAUGAGCGCCACCUUCAGACAGAUCCUCUGUUGUCAGCGCAGCGAGAACACCAAUGGCCCCACAGAGGGCUCGGACCGCUCGGCUUCCUCCCUCAACCACACCAUCCUGGCUGGAGUUCACAGCAAUGACCACUCUGUGGUUUAGAAAGGAACUAAGAUGCGAAGCCAGCUGUCUUCUAUGGAGAGAUGAACGGCCUCCCCCACCCAAUUGCCAGGGUGAGGUGGGGAGUGAGAGGAAGGAAAGAAACUGAUACUUAAACACUAACCAAUGGCAGUAUUUGUUCCUAGACCCCACAGACUUAUGUAUAUCGAAAAUUAGCUUAUGUGACAACCCUCAUCCUGAUCCCCAUUCCUUUCGAAGGUAGAAAGUGGAGUUACUGCAGUGGAAUUGAGGAAUGGACUCUGCAGUGUCCAUUCAGACGACACUAACGAGGCUUGAAAGCUUUCAUGUGGUUUGGUGCAAGUCAGAAUAAAUUCUGACCAACUGAGUCCAUAACUUCAUUUACAUACAGGCUUCUCUUUUUUAUUUUCCAAGAUGCAUUUCAUUUAAUAAACACGUUUAUGUCUAUCAGCAUGUUUGUGACAGAUAAGACUAUAGACUGUUAAACUACCGUAAUUUCAAUUUUUUCCUAUGUAGGAAAAUUGUAAAUUAGAAUUAUUAUUUUUUGUUUAGAAAGCAUGCAUGUAAUGUAUGUAUGCAGUAUGCUUUACUUAAAAAGAUGAAAGAAUACUAAUUUUAAAUCUUCUAGGAAAUAGAAGAACCUAGUUGUCAAAACCAGUAUUUGUUUAGGCUAUGAAAGAAACAAUGUUCUAAUCACAAUAUUACCUUUCUAUUAAAAUGUUGCGAAAAGUAUAAAACGGGAAGAUCAGUUUAUUGCCAAGAGAAUAUGUACUCCAAAAAGUCAUAGAAGUAAUUUUGUUUCUGCAUAUUUAAAAUAUUCAAGUACGUUCUUAUUGCCAGUACAUCAGAGGAAAUUUUUAAUAGUCGACUUUUUUCUGAGUUAUAAAAUAAUACAUACUUGUAUUGUAGAAAACUUGAAAAUUGCAGAAAUGUGUAAGAGGAAAAAUGAUUACCCAUUAUAUCACAAUCCAGAAGUAACAUUAUUUAACAGUUCUCCCAAUAUAGGCCUAUGAGUAUAUUAUAUACUUUUUUAUGUAAUUGGGAUCAUACUGUAAACAGUUUUAAAACUAGCUUUUUAAAUUGCAGAAUUGCCAGAUUUUACUAUGGCAUUAAAAAUUUUAACAAAUAUAAUUUUAGUGGCUAUAUAAUAUUCCAUUUAAUGGAUGCAACUCAGUUCAUUUAACCAGUUCCAUAUUGUUGACUAUUUAGGUUAUUUCUAAUUUUCACUAUAAUAAAGUGGCAAAAAAUUGUGUACAUAAAACUUUGUCCAUAUAAUUGAUUAUUUACUUGGGACCUAUUCCUAUGAAGGAUUUUUUUUUAAAAUGUGAAAUAUCUUCUUAUGCUUUUACCUUUUAUAAAAAGGGAUUUCCUGCUUUUGUACCACAUGGGUAGCAAUUGUGAGGAAAGCCAGUUAAAUUACCUUCUUACAAAAGAAAUGCAGUUGUUACUUUAGUUGAGAGUGAUUUCUAUUAAUAUUAUGAGAUGGAUUAGAAAGUUAUAAUAAUUAAGAUACCCUAAUAUACCUAUCAAUUCCAAAGUUUGCUGAGGAACCAGUUUUUCCUCUUUUGGUGGCCAAAACUGUAAUGUAGAAUUAAAGAAAAUGCAAAGAAAUCAAAUGUGCUGAGUGAAUAAAGGAUUGGUGUGUUGCAUAGCUUGGGCCCUUCUGUCUAUAGCAAAGGGAUUGAGUAUGAACAUAUGUGACUUGGCUACUGUGUAUUCUCCAGGAUUCACCUGCCGCCAUCCUAGGUGAUACCUGUUUAAUACAUUCUCAAGGUCAAGAAGGGAUUGCAUCAGUUUGGUGUAACAAGUGAGAGGAAGUAACAUGAUCUUGAAGCAGGUACGGGGAAGUCAGGAGGACGUCUAAGAGGAAGAACUCCCAAAGAAGACUGACUGUCUAGGAAGGAGGGAGUCUGUGUGUGGUCAGCGCGUGAGAAGGUAGACUUGUAAAGUGCCCACGGUGGAAAGAAUGUGGGGAUCCAGUCAACAGAAAGGUGUUCGCACAUACUUUAUCCAAAAUACAGAACAUCUUAUACUGAAAGGAAAAGAAACGGACUUGAACUUUUACUGAUGUGCCUUUUUUUAUGGAGGAGAUAUGGACUAUUUGAAAUUAAAAGCAUACUAAUUGGA